AUGCAAAGGAAUUUAGACGAAUUGAGCCCGCAGCAUGCUGCAUUGAAAGAUCUGAGUGUUGAAGAUCUGAGACAAUUACCUGAUGAACUUUAUGAGAAAUAUGGAGGAUACAGAAUUAAAGAUAAAUGUAAACUGAAGCAAAAAUGUUACCAAGGGAUUGGUAUAUCAAAACCAGACAUUAAUGAUAAAAGAACGUAUAGAGACAUAAAAAGGAUUUUUGGAGAAUUAGAUACAGUCAAGUUGACAGAUGAAUUAACGGCCGAGGGUUUAGGCUUCGAGGAUGUGAUCUAUUUAUCUGACAAUGAUUUGAAAACGAUUGGAAUUGAAAGUGCUAGUGAGAGGUGUCGAAUCAUUAUAGAAUGUAAAAGAUUAAUGCGAAAAAUGCAAUAUGAAUAUGAUCUAAUAGACCAUGAGGGGAUUUUUGAUAGGAUGAAAAAUGGCAAUACCAGAGUGCUCAAAGAAAAUGACCAAUUUGUGGAACAUGAAAGAGAUUCUGAUAGAAUGUCACAAGAGAAUGGCGAAGCUAGUAAGUUCAAAAAAAUUUUUGGGGAUUUAUAUACGGAAGAAGUGGCAGAUAACUUCAGGGCUGAAGGUAUAGGAUUCGAGGAUGUGAUCUAUUUAUCUGACAAUGAUUUGAAAACGCUUGGAGUUAAAAGUGCAAGUGGGAGGAGUCGAAUCAUUAGAGAGUGUAAAAGAUUGCUCAAAGAAAAUGACCAAUUUGUGGAACAUGAAAGAGAUUCUGAUAGAAUGUCACAAGAGAAUGGCGAAGCUAGUAUUGUAGAUCAAGGUCUCCAAAUGAAUGUCGAUUUAAGUGCCUAUGCCAAGUUUGAAAAGGGAGAUAGAGGCAACGUUAUAAAAUGCAGCGAAAAGAUUUCGGUUAAAAUGAAAGAGAACGCAACUUAUAAACAAGUUCGCGAAAACAAUAGAAUUGAAAGAAAUCAGAAUUACGAAGCAGAUCACAUUGGAAAUACCCGUGGAUAUGAAGCAUCAUCUGAAGACAAUGUAAAAGUUGAGAUCGGUGCUAAUUCCCAGUUUGAAAUGAGUGACUCCAAUAAUAUCUUCAAAUCAAGUCAUAAAAGAAAUAUUGAUAUCAAAGUGGGCGACAAUGUUGUUUUAAAUGGGGAUCUGGGAAAAGUUGAUCACAUCACCAAUAGAGCACCACCGCCAUUAAAAUUUCAUUCAAACCAUGGAAGAAACAUUAACCUAUCCCCUGAUCAGAUGACAGCCACACGAAAUGGUCAUAAAGAUGAAAGUAUAGAUGUUUUUAGCUCAAGACCAUUAUCAUGUGAAGAGGCAAUAGAGGUGGUGGUGCAAAUAGAAUCAAGGAUGUCUGAUAGCUUAUCAUUUGGUUUAACUACAUGUAACCCAGCAAAUCUCAUUAUAAAUGAACUACCAGAUGAUAGCAGAUUUUUAACGGAAAGAGAAGAGUAUUGGGUAAUAAAAGAAAACUUUUGCAAAAAGUUGACGAAAGGAGAUAUAUUACGGUUGUACCUCCGUAAUGAAGGUGAUGUUUUUUAUUCAAUAAAUAACGAGACAGAAAUAUUUUUAAUGGCAGUUGAUGUUUCCUGCCCAGUUUGGGCUCACUUUAGAUUAAAUGGAUCAGUACAAGAAAUUAAAGUCUUAGGAAAUACGACCUUUCAUAAUAAAGAAACCGAAUGUCAACCAUCUGCUGUCAACUCCACACCAAGCGCAUCUCGGCCAAUAUCAACACCUCGUCCAGACCAAUUAGAAUUAAAACCUAUCAAAUUUCAUAAAAAAUGCGGAGGAAAUAUUUCACUUAACCAUCUUUGGACAUCAGCAGAGCGAUGCCGAAGUAAUCCUCAAGAUACCUAUGUUUUUACAUCUCGAAAUAUAUAUCCUGGAGAGCAAAUAGAUCUGCAGAUAAACACUGGCCGUGAAUGUGAUGGUUUAAAACUUGGUUUGACAGUAUGUAACCCUGAAGACUUGAAUAUUAAAGAACUGCCUAAUGAUAGUAGAUUUUUAACAGACAGAGAAGAAUACUGGCUUAUCGAUAAACUUCUCUAUAAAACAUCCCAGACACAUCUUAAAGCACGUGUACGUUAUACAAAUGAAGGUUAUGUGCUAUAUUCAAUAAACAACCAAGAAGAGAAGCUGUUGUUUUGUGUUGAUACCAGUGUUGAUUUAUGGGCAUACUUCAUUCUAAGACAUAAUCAGAGUAUAGAAAUUAUCAGCAAAGACAGUCCUUCAAAUAAGGAGAACCGGUUAAGAGAGACUCGACCGAGUAGAUCAUCAACUGACAACAACAGUUCGAAUAUUGUCAAAAACAUUUUUAAAUCAGCCAUCUCAACUGCUGCAGGUAUCGGAGCUACCGUAGUAGCGAUCCCGUUUGCAGGUGCAGGAGCACCCUUAGUAGGUAUAGCGGCAGGUGUGGCAGUGAACUCUACAUUGAAGUAG
Messenger RNA from Lottia gigantea (owl limpet), 2415 nucleotides. RefSeq lists its product as hypothetical. The record is from RefSeq and is a predicted model, not a curated record. Gene Ontology annotation, molecular function: protein binding; ubiquitin protein ligase activity. NCBI's taxonomy places the organism in Eukaryota, Metazoa, Mollusca, Gastropoda, Lottiidae. The coding region runs from base 1 to 2415 and encodes 804 amino acids. The transcript has 22 exons.